Messenger RNA from Papaver somniferum (opium poppy), 3243 nucleotides. Its product is annotated as protease 2. The record is from RefSeq and is a predicted model, not a curated record. Gene Ontology annotation, biological process: proteolysis. The transcript is spliced from 12 exons. Gene Ontology annotation, molecular function: serine-type endopeptidase activity. NCBI's taxonomy places the organism in Eukaryota, Viridiplantae, Streptophyta, Magnoliopsida, Ranunculales, Papaveraceae. Bases 242 to 2683 code for a protein of 813 amino acids.
UGGAAAAUGCAAAUUGACAUCGAUUUACCAAACAUGCAUUUUUAAAAGUGGAGUUUCGCAAUCUUCAAUACAAGAUAACAUUAUCUCUCAUAAUUUUAAUUGGUUUUGCACCUAACAAAACCCAUUUUUUUUUGUAUGUUCCCAAAAUAGGAAGAACAGUUACCCGCACCAUUCCACUGAAAUUUCAAAGGGUUUCAGCAAGUUUCUGUUUACUCUCUCUAGACUCUCUACUUAUCCAUUAAUGGUUUCAUCCAGAUUUCUCAGUCUCAAAGUCUCUUUCUCUAAUCUUAUUCUAGACAGAAAACCCUCUUUACAUUCCCACAGCCCAUUAUCAUUACUUCACAAAUCCCUUUCUUCUGUUUGUAACAAUGACAGCUUACUUUCUUCUCCUUCUCUAACACCUCCAACUCCUAAAAAGGUUCCUUACAGACAUUCUGCUCAUGGAGUUGUAUGGGAAGAUCCUUAUCAUUGGAUGUCAAACACCAAGGACCCAGAUUUGUCAACUUACUUAAACCAAGAAAAUUCUUACACUGAAGCUUUCAUGGCUGAUACCAAAAAAUUACAACAUAAAUUACUUUCUGAGAUGAAAAGUCGAAUACCACCCAAAAUUUCUACUCCUCCUGAACGUUGGGGACCCUGGUUGUACUAUCAAUGCAUGCCUGAGGGGAAAGAAUACCCAGUUCUGUACAGGAGGUUGAAGAGGGGUGGCAAUAGUUGGAUGGAGACUGUUGCUAAAUAUGUGGGUACAGAUACUGAAAGACCUGAAAAAUUGCUGGAUUGGAAUGAAAUUGCUGAGCAGUUUGGUUAUGUUCAUGUGGGAACAUGUCGUGUAUCGCCUGAUCACAACUUUCUUGCAUACACUCUAGACACCACUGGGAGCGAGAAUUUCAUGUUUCAAAUUAAAGAUCUUAGGACUGGACUCAUUCUUCCGAAAGUGAGGGUUGAUGGAGUUGUUAGCCUGGCAUGGGCUAAAGACAGUCAAACUUUAUUUUAUACAGUCUCUGAUGAGACACAAAGGCCUUACAAGGUAUUUUGCACAAGGCUUGGAUCAGAUGCUGCAGAUGUUGCUCCAAUAUUCACAGAAAGUGAUCCGAGUUAUUGUGUUGAUAUCACAAGCACAAAGGAUGGAAAAUUUAUAACUGUGAAUUCUAAUUCAAGGACUUCAUCCGAGGUGUAUGUAAUUGAUGCAAACAAUCCCCAAGAGAGGUUGCGGAGAGUAAGGAAACGAUUGGCUGGAACACAAUAUUUUGUGGAGCAUCAUUAUGGUUACUUUUACAUUCUUACUGAUACUCCUUCGGUGGAGAAUAACUAUUUAAUAGACGGGGGUUACUAUAUGGCUAGAUGCAAAGCUGAGAACAUAGAGUCGGCUAAGUGGCAGGACCUUAUUCUACCAGGCCAAGAUGUCAGCUUUCAAGAUAUGGAUAUUUUCGAAGGGCAUCUGGUGCUUUUUCUUGAUAAAGGGGGAUCAUCUAUGAUCUGCUCCAUUAGAAUGCCUACCGAUAUAAAUUAUAAGCAUCUUGAUGAUUUAAAUCCUUGGUACUUUCCGCUGCCAUCAAACUUGUGCACUGUUGCACCUUGUUCUAAUCAUGACUUCAUGACAGCUGUCUACCGCGUGGUGCUUUCAUCUCCCGUGAUGCCCGAUGCAAUCAUCGACUAUGAUAUGUCCAAGCAGAAAUUCUCCUUUGUGCAUCAAGAUGAGGUAGUAGGUGUUACGGAGGACAAUACCAGGUCCACCUCAUUUUUUGAUAUGGAUGCACAGAAUGUCUUAGGUGAUACACAUAAUGGCCAGCAUCUCCAAAAUCUAGAAAGAGCACAAAGCUGGAAGGAUCUUUCUGAAGCAUUUCAUUGUGAAAUGAAGGAAAUUAAGUCACACGACGGUGUGCAAGUUCCCCUGACUAUUUUAUGCUCCCGAGAUGCACAACAGAAGGGCCAGUCUCCAGGUAUUUUGUUUGGUUAUGGAGCUUAUGGAGAAACUCUUGAUAAAAGUUGGUGUGCAGAUCGCUUAAGUUUGCUUGAUCGUGGUUGGGUGGUGGCAUUUGCUGAUGUAAGGGGUGGUGGUGGUCCAAGUUCUUCAUGGCAUAAAGCUGGUGUUGGUUUAAACAAACUAAACUCGGUACAUGAUUUUGUUGCAUGUGGCAAGUACUUGAUAGAUGAGGGCUACAUUCAUAAAGAUCAACUUGGUGCCAUUGGCUUAAGCGCAGGAGGACUUCUUGUGGGGGCAGCGAUAAAUAUGUAUCCAGACUUGUUUCGUGCUGCAGUAUUGAAGGUUCCAUUUCUUGAUAUCUGUAAUACAUUGUUGGAUCCCAGUUUACCUCUCACAAUGUUGGACCAUGAUGAAUUUGGUGACCCUCGGAUUAAGCACCAGUUUGAUUUUCUUCGAAGUUAUUCUCCUUACGAUAAUAUCCUGUCAGGAGUUUGUUACCCUUCGAUGUUGGUCACAGCGUCGUUUCUGGACUCUAGGGUUGGAAUUUGGGAAGCUGCCAAAUGGGUAGCAAAGGUGAGAGACAAACAAGGAGCAGGCUGUUCCAAUUCAGUACUUCUAAAGACAAAUAUGACCGGUGGGCAUUUCGGUGAAGGAGGCCGUUUUAGUCAAUGUGAGGAGGUGGCUUUUGAGUAUGCAUUUCUGAUGAAAGCGAUGGGGAUAACUGAGAGUGAGGCCGACAGCAAAGAAGCUUUGAGUUAGUAUGAAAAGACUAUUUCUCCAAUCAAGAGACUGGAAAUUAGUAUGCGGGGAUCCGGUCAAGGUAAACCACGGUGCUUGUUGAGAAUAUCCGUCACAUUACUGCUGAUGGAUGCUAGUGAAGUCCUGAUGAAGUCUUGUGGUUCAUUGCGAUUGCUUCCUCAUCCUCAACAUUGAGAUUUGAGGUUACUUGGCUUCUUUAACCCAUUGCUGGAAUGUUCUCAUGACUGAGUUGGCGUAGCACUCUGCUUAAAGCAAGGAAGUUCGGAAGAAAUCAGUAUACACACAUGUUGCAACAAGACUAGUAACUUGAUUUUCAGGGGUAUAUAAACCUUUCAUCUACUAACUUUGUUGGACAACACAUCAUCGCCUAUUCUAGUUGUCGCCAGAAUUUUGUUUUCCCAGAUCUAAGAAAUGAAGCUGAGAUAAUGAAAGAACUUGUCAUCCCCUCUAUCGUUGUGUAGUUACUUGAACUUUUUUUUUCCCAUGUACUUUUGAUCUUUAAGAUUACAUGAUCUGUUCUUGUAAAAGGAGGAUUGAAGUUCAUUUUCUUUUUGGUAUAA